AUGUCUUCAACUGCAAGCCCUGCGUCUCCCCCUCGAGCUCAACAUCCCCAUUCACGCCCACCACCGCUGCCGCCAUCCUCGACUGCCCCGUCAACGCGUCGAACCAGCGAUACUCGACGAGAUCCUUUCCCCUUCUCCAUGACAAGGCCGUUUCGGCCAAACCCUACAUCAACUAGUGUGGCACCGUCAACAGCCGAGGGAAGAGCCAUCCCCGUGGAUGAUACCACUGCUGAACAUCGAACAUCAGCGUUGCGGGAGCUCAAUAGCCACUAUCCUAGCCGACAUCGAUACGCGAAGUCAACCGGUGCGCAAUCCAGCACCUACUCCGAACCCGUCAUUGUUCGCAGUUACUACUCUCCUGCCCCAAGCCGCCACGAUAGUUCCACUCGACGCCGAUCUGGUCGUGGUGGGGCCGGUUCUGAAGUUGGUGGGCCAGUGACCGGUGUGACCCGGGCUCUCCCCUUCUCAGGCAAAGUCUCUUCAGCCGGCAAAGGAAUGCUGAGCACCAUGGCGAGAGUGUAUAAUGGGAAAAUGCCGACGGUGGAGGCUCAACAGGAUACUCGUCUGCCUCCGGUAGAAGCCUUCAGUUUCAAGAGCUUCAUGGCAAAUACGCCAACACAUGCUGGCACAGCCGAUAUUAACUCCGACCUGGACAGGAUAGCCGAGAUCUGUGCCCGGUCACGGUAUUCAUUGAGCAAUCAGUACGAGGUUCACUAUGCCCCUCACGGUUCUGGAGUUUCGUUCCUUGCAUCUACUCAGAAUCAAGAGCCGCAGGGCCCUACAUUGCAGGCGGUGUCAUCAGACGAUGAGCGCGAUAUGAGAAACACUACUCGGCGGAGAAGGCAAGCUGCAAGGAGGAACAGCAGAGCAAUGGGCACGCUUGAAACCAUAAUGUCGUCAAGCCGCUCAUCCGACGAGGAGGGGUCAAAGAAGAAGUCUGCCUCGGACCUUGCCAACGAGGUUCGUGGACGGACAGCCAGAAAGUCGUCUCCGACUCCGACGACAUCUUCACGCAGUGAACGGGACCCUUCCAAUUCACAGGACAGUGAACAGCAGCCAAGGACGCCGGCGAGACGGCCAUCGACGUCAUUGGCUUUGAUAGAUAGCUCGAGACUGACCGGGACGCCAGAGGCAACGCCUCGGACAUCAGCUACCGCGUUGGUAAGCGAACCUGCAUUACCGCGUGCUUCAAAUAGCCAAUUAGAGACGAGGACGGCAGCCGAGAGCGAAUCGCAGCAACGGACUUUGGAGAACAAGCCAUCGCCGCGACCGGACAGGCUGGAAGAGCACAUGGCACGAGGAUCGAUAUCUUCUAUCCAAGACGGCGCCCGUAGUACCGGCGUUCUGUCGACACUCGCCAGCUGGCUACCGUGGGUGUCGCAUUCAUCUAAGCCCAAAGGUCGCGCUGAAGGUAGUCUGCGACACCUCUUGAACAACACUGAGGCCAAAGGGAAGAAGGGCGAACCAGCAGUGUAA
Molecule: messenger RNA, 1476 nt
Organism: Metarhizium acridum CQMa 102
Lineage: Eukaryota; Fungi; Ascomycota; Sordariomycetes; Hypocreales; Clavicipitaceae
Source: RefSeq, a predicted model, not a curated record